UGAUCUAAUUAUAUUAUUUAAAGAACUAGUCAAUCUAUCUAAAAUGGAGUCUACUGCUAGAAAGGGUAAAUUCGCCACCAAGAAGAGAAAGUUUGUUGCCGACGGAGUCUUCCAAGCCGAGCUCAACGAGUUCCUUACAAGAACCCUCGGAAGGUACGGAUAUGCCGGUAUUGAGGUCAGAAUUAAUAAUGUCGGAACUGAAAUCAGAAUCCGUGCCUCUAAAGCUGAGGAUAUCAUGAAGGGACAAAAGAAGAUCAGAGAAAUUAAGAGCUUGAUUGAGAAGAGAUUUAACUACUCUGAAGCCAAUAAGUUCGAUAUUAGAAUUGUCCCAUUGCCAGCUACCGCUCUCUGUGCCGCUUGGCAAGCUGAGAAUAUUAAAGCCAAAUUGUUGCAAGGUACUCCAGUCAGACUUGUUGUUUCCCAAGUCCUCAAUAACGUCAAAAGAACCAACAUUGCUAAAGGUGUUGAAGUAAUUAUUUCAGGAAAGGUUAGAGGACAGAGAGCUAAGGCUCAAAAGUACAAGUGGGGAUACCUCGUCACCACUGGUCAACCAAAGCAUGACUUUAUUGACGAAGCCAUCAGACACGUUGAGUUGAGACAGGGUGUAUUGGGAAUCAAGGUUAAGAUCUUCGUAGAUAACCAGGGAAGAAAGAAGGACGGAAAGAUGCUUCCAGAUUACGUAAAGAUCCAUGAGCCAAAGGAAGACAUGUUCAAGACCGGACAAAAGCCAACAACAUCAACUCCCCAAUAAACACUCCUGUAAAUGGUUCAAUUCUUAUCCUUUAAA
Molecule: messenger RNA, 787 nt
Organism: Moneuplotes crassus
Lineage: Eukaryota; Ciliophora; Spirotrichea; Euplotida; Euplotidae
Source: the annotation of a GenBank genome assembly